AUUCUUUUACUGCCCUCUCUUGUUAUAAUUAUUUUAUUUCGCGGGAACUUUUGAGAAAUUUUCAAUAACAUUUUUACCCACUACCUCGAUCAAAACACGAUGAAGGUAGAGACUCCUGAGAUUUCAUGGCAUGGACGCGAUCCUGUCUACAGUGCUGACUUUCAACCUGGGAAACGUUCAUUAUGCAGGAUAGCAACUGCCAGUACAGACACAAAUGUUCUGGUAUGGUAUGUGAGUGUUGAUAAUGAUGGCAAGGCACAACCCACCUUCGCUGCUAGUCUCUCCCGCCAUACCAAAGCAGUUAAUGUAGUCAGGUUCUCACCAGAUGGAGAAACCUUAGCAUCGGGGGCAGACGAUGGGUUGGUAAUCCUGUGGAAGCUGCAGGAGAUUGGUUAUGUAGCAGCAGUCUUUGGCAAAGAAGAUGAAGAUUGUAAGGAGACCUGGGCUACACUCAAGACUCUCAGGGGUCAUCUUGAGGAUGUUUAUGAUAUAUCCUGGUCAUCUGAUGGAUCUAGAAUGAUCUCAGGUUCGGUGGAUAACAGUGCUAUCAUCUGGGAUACACAGAAAGGAGAGAAGCUGUUUCUUCUGAAGGAUCAUAGGAGUUUUGUUCAAGGAGUAGCUUGGGAUCCCAAGGACAGAUUCUGUGCCACAAUCAGCUGUGAUAGAUCAAUGAGAGUGUAUAAUCUGAGCAACAAUCGAUGCAUUCAUCAUGUCAACAAGCUGACCCUGGCAGCAGCCGGUAAUAAUGGAGAGGGUGUGACGAAGCAGUAUCGUAUGUUCCAUGAUGACACGAUGAAGUCCUUCUUCAGACGGCUCGCGUUUAGUCCUGAUGGUGAGCUGCUCAUCGUCCCUGCUGGUAUCCUGGAGAUAGGAGACAGUGUACUCAACACAACAUAUGUAUUCUCUACUUCAUCCUUCUCAAAGCCUGUACUACACUUGCCAUGUCCCACCAAGGCCACCAUAGCUGUUAGGUGUUGCCCAGUGUUGUUUGAGUUCAGACAGGAAUCAAGCGACGCGGAUUCUACCACAGCAACGCCGGAAAAGAAAUCAGAGAGUACACAGCAGAAAGCUGAGCAAAAAGAUGAACCAAUGGAAACCGAUGCUGCUGCUCCCAACACAUCUCCUGAGUCUAAGGAAGAAGGGCAAGAGAAAUCAGAUUCUAGUAAAGAGGUCCAAGAUAAAUCAGCUAGCUCCCCCUCAAAGCCUGAGACCAAGCCUGAGACCAAGGACCAAGCUACACAGCUAUUUGACUUACCUUACCGUAUGGUGUUUGCCGUAGCAACUGAAGACUCUCUGCUCCUGUAUGACACCCAGCAGAGCAUUCCAUUUGGUCUCAUCUCAAACAUCCACUACCAUCAGCUUAGUGAUGUCACAUGGUCAUCUGAUGGCAGGAUAUUGGCCGUCUCAUCGACGGAUGGCUACUGCUCCUUUGUGACUUUUGAAGCUGGUGAACUGGGUGUUCCCUACGUCUCUCAACCUGUCCCUACCACUGCACCUAACCCUGCUCCACCUAGCGCUACCAAGUCUUCCCCCUCACCCACUCCUGCAGUGUCUAUUCAGACAUUGGCCAAUCAGAAUGCAGGGAUUUCAAAAUCACCGAAUCAAAAUACAGGAAUUUCAAAAUCGCCCAAUCAGCAGUCUGUAUCUACUGGUGUAGCAGCAGGUGGUCCAGCCUCUAUAACUGUCAAGCCUGUUGGAGGAAAUAGAGUGAAGGAAGCUAAGAGGAUCACCCCUGUCAUGAUAUCAGGACCACCAGGAUCAGGGCCAGCACCAAGGAGAAUCCAACUGACUACAUUGUCCUCACCACCGUCCAAUCAACCCACAAACUCUUCAUCCUCACCACCAUCCUCCUCCUCCUCUACACAUCAACCAUCCAAAGAAGAUCAUCCAUCAUCAUCAUCAUCUAGUAGCAACCAGACCACAGACACACCUAGUAACCAGCGUCCAUCUCAGAACGGUGGUUCACCUGUAACCGCCAAAGACACCGUACCCGGUGGUUCUCAUGUAACCGUCAAAGACACCAUACCCGAUGAAGCCAUCCCGGAUGAAGAGGAAGAUGAUAAUGAGAAUGAAGACGUGAUUGACUUGACAGCUGAGAGUGAUAGCGAUGAAGCUGAUGAGAUGGAGGUCAAGGAGGAGGACAUUCCGGUGGUUCCUAUGAAGAAGGUUCAGAUGCCUCAAAAGCCUGUGGCUCCUGCUCCUAGGAGGAUGACGACCAUCAAGCUUCUCAGUGAUUGAUAUACCGGGAGGAAUGACGACGUUGAGAAUGAGUUCCAGUGAACUCUGAUCCCUGUAAUGAAGUGACUUUAUAUACAGUCAAACCUGCUUCGGUGACCACCUGUCUACAAGGACCACAUUUUUUGUUUCCCUUGAAAAUGGUUUCUUGAAACAUGUACUGAAGGAACCUGUCUACAAAGACCACUUUUUGUGUUUCUUGUAGGCCGUCGCUAUAGACAGCUUUGACUGUACAAGACUUUUUGUAGACCUACUAGAGAGAACCAUAAGGCCAGAACUCCUUCUUGGAUCGCAGUAGUUCUGUACCAGAACAGUCUCGAGUCUGUAUUUAUAAGGUGGAUUGAAGGAUCACUGUGCCAUUGAUGUACAUCAUGUUAAUUGUAACAUCUGUCAAACUUCUUAGAAGAAUUUAAAGAUCUAAUUCACAAACUUUGAGGUCCAUCGAACCAUAUUUAUAAAUCACUGUCGUAAUUUUUUUUUACAACAGUUGCUAUAUGAUAUCAAUGAACACAAACUGAAAUCUCUUCAUGUGAAGUUGGUUGGUUAACGAGUGUUUUAUAUGCAAUGAAGCCAGAGGGAUAUCAUUCAGUUUGUGUAAGAAAUGUGAUUCUGUGAAACUACACGUUAUUCUCUCAAACUUGGGUAAAGAUCUUUAGUACUUAGCAUCUCAUUCAAAGACAGAGUAAGUGCUUCAUGUGUAUAAGGAUAUUAGAAGAUACAAGUAUGACAACCACACACCAAAAAGCAUGUUCAGAUAUGACACGGUGAACUAUCAGAAAAAAGCCACUCUUUUCUUCUUCUUCUUCAGUUGCAGUACAGGCCACCGUCGGGUGUAUUGUCGCACUGUUGAUGAAUGGCAAUUGCACACGUCAAAGGUCUUGCGCAUAUUCACUAAGCUCUGUGUGAUAAUAUACAGAAGUAUGAAGCAUAUGAUAGUUUAUGUCAUCAACAGAAAACAAUGUCGCUGUUAUGCCGCGUCAUAUCUGAUCGAGACCUAAGGAAGGCCUUUUUUUACUGUAUAUAUGUGUAUAAUUCUAGUCAAAAUGCCUGUUAUAAUUUCAUGUAUCUAUGAAAUGAAUGGUCCAUCUAGUUUAUACCUUGUUGGAUUAUGUGGGACUUCUACAUCCUUACCUUUAAGUUUCUAGAUCAAAAAAGUGCUUCUGUUUCUGCAAAUAAUCUUGAUCUGUUUCAGAAUUGUGUGUCCAAAACAUGGGUUUUGGGAUUUUGUGUGCACGGAAAGCGAUCCAAGAGAAUAGAUAUUUAGAGGUGGAGGAUGCAUCAAUUGAACAUUUUGAGGGGUCAUUGACACAAAGACGUAACUCCAUUUUGAGAAAAAGUGGUUUAUGUGUCACUGAGCACUUGGGCCUUACGGAGUUAAGUCUAUGUUUCACUAGCCAUCAACUU
This is a messenger RNA of Strongylocentrotus purpuratus (purple sea urchin), 3639 nucleotides long. RefSeq names its product chromatin assembly factor 1 subunit B. The record is from RefSeq and is a predicted model, not a curated record. Gene Ontology annotation, molecular function: protein binding. The coding region runs from base 100 to 2238 and encodes 712 amino acids. Gene Ontology annotation, cellular component: CAF-1 complex; nucleus. NCBI's taxonomy places the organism in Eukaryota, Metazoa, Echinodermata, Echinoidea, Camarodonta, Strongylocentrotidae. Gene Ontology annotation, biological process: DNA replication-dependent chromatin assembly; nucleosome assembly. The transcript is spliced from 13 exons.